CCUCCUUUGUGAGGUAAUCCGAAACCACAGCGUCUUUCUGCGGCCAUGGUAACACAGACGAGUAACGGACUGCUGCACAGAAGGACCGGAAUAAGUUCUUUUUAGAAGCUCCGGCAGUAACAUGAAUUUGACAGAGAUCUGCGACAAUGCCAAGAGAGCACGAGAGUACGCCCUCCUGGGGAACUAUGACUCCUCCAUGGUGUACUACCAGGGUGUGGUGCAGCAGAUCCACAAACACUGCCAGUCUCUCAGAGACCCUGCGCUGAAGGUCAAAUGGCAACAGGUGAGGCAACAGCUGGUAGAAGAGCAUGAUCAGGUGAAGGGUAUUAUUAGCACUCUGGAGAGCUUUAAGGUGGACAAGCCAAUGGACUUCCCAACCCCCCAGCCAGAGGAGAGUCCAGCAGACCCCACGGUCUGGCCGCCACCCAUUCCAGCUGAGCACAGGGCUCCUGGCCAGGUGAAAAGACCCAAUACUGGGGUGAAAUCCCAGCGGAAAGAGUCUCCUGGACUUCAACACCGAGGUGGUGUAGGCCGAACACAGCCGAACCCUAAGGCAGACAAGGCAGGACCCAGGGAUGCAAAAGGGGUCAAGACCAAAGAAGAAAAAGGUAAGAAGAAUGCUCAGGAGGGGGCUGUGGAAGGUGAGCUGAAGAGAUUUGACAGCACAGGCUAUGACAAUGACCUAGCCGACGCCCUCGAGAGGGACAUUGUAUCACGGAAUCCCAAUGUCCACUGGGAUGACAUUGCUGAUCUGGAAGAUGCUAAGAAGCUUCUGAGGGAGGCUGUGGUGUUGCCUAUGUGGAUGCCAGACUUCUUCAAGGGUAUCCGACGGCCUUGGAAGGGUGUUUUGAUGGUGGGACCCCCAGGCACUGGAAAGACCAUGCUGGCAAAGGCUGUAGCCACUGAAUGUGGAACCACCUUCUUCAAUGUCUCUUCUUCUACACUCACCUCCAAGUACCGGGGGGAGUCAGAGAAACUGGUGCGACUGCUGUUUGAAAUGGCGCGUUUUUAUGCCCCAACUACAAUCUUCAUCGAUGAGAUAGAUUCCAUCUGCAGCCGCCGGGGUACAUCAGAUGAGCACGAAGCCAGUCGGCGGGUCAAGUCUGAGCUGCUGGUUCAGAUGGAUGGUGUUGGGGGAGCACUGGAGAAUGAUGACCCCUCCAAGAUGGUGAUGGUUCUGGCUGCCACCAACUUCCCCUGGGACAUUGAUGAAGCUCUGAGGCGAAGGCUGGAGAAGAGAAUUUAUAUUCCUCUUCCAACAGCCAAAGGGCGGGCAGAGCUGUUGAAGAUCAACCUGCGUGAGGUGGAGGUGGCGCCUGAUGUGGACCUCGCGCUUAUUGCUGAGAAAAUCCAGGGCUACUCUGGGGCUGACAUCACCAACGUGUGCAGGGAUGCCUCCAUGAUGGCCAUGCGGCGACGCAUCCAGGGUCUGGCACCUGAGGAGAUUCGCGCCUUGUCCAAGGAUGAAUUGCAGAUGCCUGUCACUAUGGAGGACUUUGAGCUUACCCUCAAGAAGAUCUCUAAAUCUGUCUCUGCUGCAGAUUUGGAGAAGUAUGAGUCCUGGAUGGCAGAGUUUGGGUCAGUGUAGCUGGAGAUUGGGGCACACUCCCUAGGCACCCAUACUCCAAGGAGUAGGAUCUGUAUCACAAAUGGAGGGCUGGAAUGCUGAUUCUGGGACAUCCAUACUUCCCUACCUAACACCCUCCUCCAGAUACUGCAAAUAAUACUUGAAAAGGAUAUCCUUUAUGUCUCAUAACACUCUUCAUUUCCAAAACACAUUGAUCUGACGCAUACAACUAGUCAUAAAUCAUUCACUCACACACUCAAUGGAAUAUAGGAUUAAAAAAGUCAUAUGUAGUCUUGAAAGUUUCCAGUCCUGAUGCUCUUUAUUACACAGUGCAAAGGACUGAUACUUUGGCAUUAUGAUCACCAUAAGCCUCAGUAGUAUAUUUUGUAACACUAAAAAUCAGAGUCAGAGCAAUUCAUUAAAACAGUCAGUUUCCUCCUCAUCCUGAAGAAGAUCACAGUGGUUAUGUGGUCUCCUCUCAGUGGAAUGUACCCCAUGUAGUUCCAGUGGGAGCCAACCAGAGGACAUUCUUAUGAUAUGCCCAAACCACCUCGGCUGACUUCUCUUGUUUUGGAGGAAUAACAAUUCUAUUCUGAGGCUCUCCUAGAUCGCCAGACUUCUCAACCUGUCGUGAAGAAUGAGCCCAGUGAUCCUGUGGAGAAACGUAAUUUCUGCUGCUUAUAUCUGUAGUGUUGUUCAUGUGGUCACUACCCAAAGCUCAUGACCAGAGGGGAGGAUGAGAGAAGUAAAUUGAGGCACACUGAAGGUGACAGUUGCAUGAGAUCAGAAGGACAACAUCAUCUGUGAACAGCAGAGAUGCCACCCUUAGUCCCUCCAGCUGGAUAGCCUCUGAGCUUCUGCUGUUUUGAUAUCUUGUCCAUUAAAUUAUUAACAAUAGUGGAGAAAAAACAACCUUGGUAGAAUAUAGACUAUAGACACGUUUCAAACAGAGCUCAAAAAUUGAUUGGAUAGUACACACCAGUGGCCCACAUUCCUGCAGUACCUCCCAUUGCGCAUUCCAGGUGAUGUAGUCAAAUGCCUUAUCCAAGUCUGAAAAAUCUAUGUAGAUAGAAUUUGUGUAUUUCUAUGGCCCAUCAAGCAACUGUGCUAAGUAGAAGAGCUGUUCCGCUGUUAACAUCUCUAGUCAAAUCUCAAACCCUGCAGCCUUACCACCAUGUAGCCCUCAUACCAGCAGCGUGAUGUCAGGAAUAGUGGUGGUUUUUCAUCCACCAGAAAUGUCAAAACAUUGACUGCCUUCUUAUAAGAAGGCAUGCUCACCUGCUUGAGGAGUUCCUCAAAGUGUUCCACUUUCUUCUGAACAGUCUCCCCUGGAUGGUCUAUCCAGUUCUUCCUAUACCCAAGCUUUUGCUUUAGCAACUGCCUUUGCUGCAGUUAUUUUGGCCUGCUGAUACCCUUCAGUCAUAUCAGGAGGUCCCUCUCAAAGCAUUGAAGUUCAGAUGUAGUGAGCUAUUCCUCCCAGUCAUGCCCCCAUCAUCCCAAAGUGAAUGUUGCUUUCUAAGCAAGCUGAAUACUGUGAACAGUUAUUUGGUGCAUGCACACAAUUUUUUUCUCUGUGACUCAGUCGAAUUGAGGCAACACACUCAUUGUCCAGGAAUAACUCCAGAGCCCUCAAAUAGGGACUUGUAUCUACACUCCCACACAGAGCCUUUCAAGGAUGAACUCCAGGUUAGGAGAGAGACCACCCUAAUCAAAAAGCUUGCUUUUAGAGCCGAUGGAAAGUGAAGAGGUGACACAGAGACUAACCGUUACUUUUCCACUUCCCACACCUUCUCAGGCCCCUUCCACAAACACGUGAGGUUCCAAGUCCAAGAGGGUUUAGUUCCUCUAGUUCUGUGCCACUCAUUCCUGCUACUUGUCUGGAAAAAUACGAACCCCAUCCUGUCAUCAGAUUUUUUUUCCACAGUGUCAUGUAGGGCUGAACUUGACUAAGUUAUUUGGUUUGCCCAGCCAUUAGAUGUUCACUGACAUGUGAACUAAACCGGGGUACGUUCAGGUAAUCUUUGCAAACUGGUGGGUCUUUAUGGACCUAUUUGGCAAAGGGAGAUCCACCAAGAGCACAAGGCUCCGGGCAUUGUAACGCUGAGCUAGUCCCAUAGCUCCACCACCUAAAGGUGGUCAUGGUCCCUUGGUGGAGCAAAUCAUUUAACAAUCAGUAAAUUAAGACAUAAAUCUGAAAUGUUGGUCACAAAGAUUGUGCAGAGUGUGUGAGUUUAGUUUCUUUACUAUUGAUUUUUGCACACUUGAAGCCAUACAUUGAAUAAUUUGGAAAUUAAGGCACAUACCACUUCAGAUAUUCUGUAAAUCAUCAUUGAGCCAGUUAGUAUUUGCUGAGGUGUGGAGGUUAGAACAUGUUAUGUCUUCAAAUGCACUGUCAUGUUGCACACUGAAAAACCUGUGGGAAGAGCCACUAACUUCAUUUACAUUUUUAAUUUAACUUGUGUUUGCCGUUAUCUUUUAAUGAGUGUUUUGAGUACAAUUCAAAAGGGUCACCAGAGGUGCACCUUUGUUCUAGCUGAAUGUCUUGAAAUAUGUGAUCAUGAAUGUUAAGAAAAUGCCGAUGCAGUGUGUGUCUGGCAGUCUUUAGGUACAGAGACUUAACUUUUUGUCCAUGUAAUUUACUAUGUCUUCGUUUUUGGUGUAAAUGUUAUUGAAACUAAUAAACAAGUUGUUUAAACUGUGAAAAA
Messenger RNA from Scleropages formosus (Asian bonytongue), 4272 nucleotides. It is a transcript of the gene katnal1, whose product is annotated as katanin p60 subunit A-like 1. The record is from RefSeq and is a predicted model, not a curated record. Gene Ontology annotation, biological process: microtubule severing. Gene Ontology annotation, cellular component: microtubule; microtubule cytoskeleton. Gene Ontology annotation, molecular function: microtubule severing ATPase activity; microtubule binding; ATP binding. The coding region runs from base 122 to 1588 and encodes 488 amino acids. NCBI's taxonomy places the organism in Eukaryota, Metazoa, Chordata, Actinopteri, Osteoglossiformes, Osteoglossidae. The transcript is spliced from 11 exons.